This is a messenger RNA of Stegodyphus dumicola, 1763 nucleotides long. Its product is annotated as mitochondrial inner membrane protein Mpv17-like. The record is from RefSeq and is a predicted model, not a curated record. NCBI's taxonomy places the organism in Eukaryota, Metazoa, Arthropoda, Arachnida, Araneae, Eresidae. Gene Ontology annotation, cellular component: cytoplasm; mitochondrion; membrane. Gene Ontology annotation, molecular function: channel activity. Gene Ontology annotation, biological process: regulation of mitochondrial DNA metabolic process.
UAAAAGUUUUACAAAAUAUGAAAUUGAUAAUAAAGGAAAUUUCAAAUUUUCUCUUCCAAAUGUGCAUAUUUGUGGGAAGAUUAUGUUAUUCAAAAUAUAAUACAGAGUGAUAAUAUUUGGUGGCAACAAUUUGAAAAGUGAAACAACACUUUUAGUGAAUUGAUGCAAAAAUGAAAUUAAUAGUCCUACUGGGCAAAUUGCCCCUUUGGACUUAUCAUCAGUAACUUCAGUGGAUACAAUAAAUCAAACCACUUGGCCUUUUUAGAAGUAGUAGUUAUAGACUUCACAUUUGCCUCAGGAAAACUGAUUGUCACAAAGUAGAUAGGUUUCAUCUGUCUACUCUGUAACAAUUUGGAACUGAUCUGUUACUGUUUCAGUAUUGUAAUACACACAAACAUCGAAACUGAAUGAUUUGAGAAGAUGGGAAUAAUGAACUGAGGUACCUGGUUCAAAAUCCAGUAUCAACCCAUUUCAGCAUCCUUGGAAUUAAUUGGUGUGUUGGGUGGGUGCUAGAUCAGAUGUCCUAGAAUCAAUAUAAAAUUUGUUUUGCAUCAUAUGCUGCUGGGAAAAUGGCACAAAAGACCUACAUAUAUAUAACAAAAGUUUAUGGAAAAUCUUUCUAAAAGGGAUUUUUAAUGGGAUCUAGUGACUUAAUUGCACAAACAGCAAUUGAAAAAUGUGAACUGAAAGGAAUAGAAAUCUCCAGAGUUGCAAGAUUUGCAUUUCUUGGUGCUUGUUUUGUGGGUCCUGUUUUGCGUGUCUGGUACAAUGUUUUGGAGAAAGGCAUAGGUACGAUUGGCCGAACAGCUGGUUUAAAAAAGAUGUUAAUUGAUCAAUCCAUAUUUUCACCUUGUUUUAUUGGAUGCUUUCUGACUGUGUCUGGUUUACUCCAGUUACAACCAUGGCAUAAAAUAGGAGAAAAAAUUAAAAAGGAUUAUUUUGUUAUCUUGAAGACGAAUUACUUGCUGUGGCCUGCUGCCCAACUUAUCACAUUCUAUGUUAUUCCUCUUGAACUGAGAAUUGUCUUUGUCAGCUGUGUUGCAUUGGUCUGGAAUACAUUCCUUGCAUGUCAAGCUAAUAAGAAUAUGUCUACAAAUUAAGAUUUCCAAAAUAUUGUAAAUGGUAUAUUCCAUUUAAAAAUUCCAGCAGAUGAAAAGUUUUAGCAGUCAAAUUACUAUACAUAUGUUAAUUAGAGCUGAAUUUCUAACACUUAUUAUAAUUUAACAUUUAGGUAAAAUGAAGCAGUAUUGUAUGUAAAACAAGUAUGUAGGAUAAACAAUUACUGAAAUUUAAAUUUAUAUUUGUAAAUAAUUGCUGAUUGCAAGCUGCUAUUUUUGCCAGUUCAAAUUUUCAUCAAUAAUAUGUGAAUUUUUGUCUGAUGAGCCUGAGAUUUUAUGACAUUGAAGAAUUGUAGCUUAAGGAAAUUACUUUAAAAUCUUUUGCAAUUAAAAAUUUCAGGUAUCACAGAUGUCAAAAUCUGCAAAUAUUUAAAAUGUAUUAAUAAAUUAUGAAGAUUAAUCAACUUUUCAUUAUAUAGAAAAUAAAAUCUGGAUCAGUUUUGCCAGAUUCACCCAGAUAUUAGUUCUGUUGGCAUCAACAAAUCCAUAAUUCUUCCUUUCUUGAAACAGAAUGUAUCUUCAUUAAUCUUUUAUUUAACAGAGAAUCUUCUUUAAUGUAGUUACAAUAAAAUUUGAUUGUUAUACGAGACUGAUUGUAACAAAAACCUUUUUAAAUAAAGAAUAACCAUUUGAUAUUUUCAUAAA